AUGGCUACAUCUGAUGAAGAGUCCGUACUUGGUGAGGAUGGUUGGUCUUGGGAAAUAGUAAGGAUUUUGACGUUGAUCAAACCAUCACCGGAAUUGAUCUGGCAUCAAUGCUUUAACGAGUUUGACUGUGCAAGAUUAGAGGUCCCAUUAGAUUGGCUAGAACCUACCAACACAUCAAAAGUUGUUUUGGCCGUAUUGAGAAGAAAUGCAACGGCAUCCGUGGAUUAUAAAGGACCUCUAUUCAUUAAUCCAGGAGGACCGGGUGGAUCCGGUGUAGGCACUGUGAAAGAUCUUUGGAAGGCCAUUCAUGUGGCUGUUGGAGCUAACCACGAUCUUAUCGGAUUUGACCCUCGUGGAAGAAUGAUAUAUGAUCUUUAUGCACAUCAGAGUGUCGAGUCUAAGAAUUGUGAAGCCACAAUUGGUGAUUUAUCACGGUUUUUGGGAACAGCUUCUGUAGCAAGGGAUAUGUUAGAGAUACUGAAUAAGCUCGGGUAUGAAAAGUUGAGAUAUUGGGGUUUAAGCUAUGGAACAGUGAUCGGAGGAACUUUUGCGGCAAUUUUUCCAGAUAAGAUUGAGCGAUUAGUGAAUGAUGGAAACGUCAAUUAUUCAGAAUGGUAUAAUGGAACGGGAAUCCACUAUAUUGAUGAUACCGACAAAGUAAUGCUCGCGUUCUUUGAUCUUUGUCACAAGGCUGGUCCAGACAAUUGUGCGUUCCAUGAUGCAACACCAGCAGCAAUUCAAGAACGGCUUGAAGAUAUCUAUACCAAGCUUCGAAAGUACCCACUACAAGUCUUCCCUACCACAAACAACACAAUGGAGUUACAGUCUUUGGGGAUUACCCGACCAAAAAUCAUCACAUACUCAGAAGUGAAAAAUGCAGUAAUAUACUCGCUAUAUCAACCCUUGCUCGUCUUUCCUCAAUUAUCCGAAGCAUUGGCUGCACUCGAAGCCAAUGAUGGUAUACCAUUCUUAAAAUUGGCAAUAGCUCAAGGAUAUAUAUCGCCUAGUUUCAGCUGUAGUUACGACUCAUCUUCAUGCGAAGAGAAAUCUAAAUGGCCAUUAGAAGCAGUUGGAAAUGGCGACGCAGCAACGUAUGUGAAAUGUGGAGAAGGUAACUCUGAUGUUGAUAAAGAUAGUUUGGAGGUUAUGAUAAAGUACGAGGAAGAAUUGAGGAGGAAAAGUCCAUUGUCCGCGUCGGUUAUGUUCAAUAUUCGUCUAUCAUGUGCCGGGUGGAAGUCAAGGACGAAAUGGAAUUUUAUUGGACCAUUUGAGCAAAAUACCAGUCAUCCAAUCUUAUUUAUCGGCAACUCAGCAGACAACAUCACGCCUUUAGGAAGUGCAAUUUAUAACUCAAACCUUUUUCCCGGUUCUUCCGUUCUAAUCCAGAAUUCAUAUGGCCAUACUUCGGCAUCCUGCCCAUCAAAAUGCACAGCCAAACAUCGUCUCGCAUAUUUUCAAACCGGUAUCCUACCAUCAAAUGGCACGGUGUGCGAACCUGAUUUUAUACCAUUCGGUAUUCCAGUCGAGGGAAUGGAUGCGCAAACCGAAGGAGAUGAUGAGUUAGACUGGGCAUUAGAAGAACUGUUGAAGUUGUUGUGA
Molecule: messenger RNA, 1599 nt
Organism: Sclerotinia sclerotiorum 1980 UF-70
Lineage: Eukaryota; Fungi; Ascomycota; Leotiomycetes; Helotiales; Sclerotiniaceae
Exons: 9
Coding region: 1-1599 (532 amino acids)
Source: RefSeq, a predicted model, not a curated record